AAAACACAGUCUUUGUGUGCCAAUUAUCAUCGAAUUAAAUAAAAUUUAGCGAUGCCUUUACCUUUAAUGUUAGUAAACAUGGACACAGUGAAAGUGGAGGAACAUUCGGAGCUGUUGGCGUGUCGGAUUUGUCUGGCUUGGGACGUGAAAUUAUAUCACAUUCGCGAGUCUGGCUUAGAUCAAAUGUUCUCGGAACUUAUGCGAAUUUCGGUAACGGCAUCAGAUGGUCUACCUCAGCACUUAUGCAGCUGGUGUCGCACACUCCUGCUAAAAGCAGUGAGGCUGCGAGCUUGCUCGAGAAGAUCGGACAGCUUACUCCGACAAGCGCUCACACAUCAACAAAUAAUAACAAACGAAUACAUCCGCACUAUAGACCGUUCUAUACACAAACUGACACGCACACUCUCGCAAAAUUUAAAAACUGACGUUCAGUAUUACUCUGAACAAGACAAAAGUCUGGAAAAUGUAAAUGCCCAUACAGAUAUUGAUAUUGUUAAAGAUGAAAUCGAACCUAAUGAAAAUGAUUUGAACAAUAAACUUGAUAAGGUAGAAACAGAUAUAUUACAGAUCGAUAUAAUGGAAAGUGACAUUAAAGCGUUUGAUAUAAAUUGCGACGGUAUAGCAGACAGUGAUGAUUCCGAUGAAGAUUCUAAAAUAAAUCUUCGAGAAUAUAAAUAUAAAAUGGAAAAUCUUGAGUCAAAACUUGCAUUAGUCUCUAAAAUAGGAACUAGCCAAAGUAAGGAAGAAAAAUAA
Molecule: messenger RNA, 753 nt
Organism: Cydia amplana
Lineage: Eukaryota; Metazoa; Arthropoda; Insecta; Lepidoptera; Tortricidae
Exons: 4
Coding region: 52-753 (233 amino acids)
Cellular component (GO): nucleus
Molecular function (GO): zinc ion binding
Source: RefSeq, a predicted model, not a curated record